CCGAACGUAAACAUUUUCAUAACGAAGACUUGGUUACCGAAAACUUGAUAAUUAAUGUUGUUUUUGAUACUAUUAUUCGGAAGUCAUGAUGUGCUAUGAUUUAUUUUGGUUAUAGCAUUUAUUAACAAUUAGUCAUUGCAUAAGUACAAGCAGUAUCUUGAUCAUUUGGACUUAGAUAAACGCAAUUAGGCCUAUGCUAGUGACUGGCUAGGCUAAGCCCGUUGUUGACUGUGGUUCCCUGGCUCCCCGGGCGGUCGCCUGGCCUGCAAACACCUAGGCUGUCCACACUGAGUUGUAGCUGAACAGUUGUGAAUGACAAACUAAAGGCCAAUCUGAAUUUUGAGACAAUGCAUGCAUAUUUUAUCGGGCUACCUGUGUACCAACAAAGUUGAUAUCUCAAAACAGUGCCUAGAUAAAAAUGUUUUUAUAGUUGAUGAAAGACAGGAUAAUAUAUCAGAAUGUCUGUGGCCAAAGCAAGAGGAAUUCAAAUCACAGAGUUCUCGGAUAAUAUAAUAAAUCCAGAUCCAAUUCAAGUCGAAGAAACAGAUAUUCUUCUUGAAGAUUAUUUGUCACCAACAAAACUGAAAGCAUUAACUGGGGUUGAUGACUUGGAAGACAUCAAGGUACUGGAAAUGAGGGUAGACACCUCGGAAACAAGUCUUGGUAAUUUUGGGAGCAUGGUGCCAAACUUGAAGCAUCUAAAGUUGAAUAACAGUAUGAUAGCAUCCGUUCGUGACCUUGGGACGUCGCUGGAGAACCUACAAGUGCUUUGGAUGGCCAGGUGCUGUUUGCAAGACCUAGAUGGGAUCAGUUCAAUGGCAUGCUUGCAGGAACUUUAUUUAGCUUACAAUGAAAUAACAGAUAUUAGUCCAUGCAGUAUGUUGGAAAACCUCCAGUUAUUAGAUUUAGAAGGUAAUAAUUUAGACGAUACGGUACAAGUAGAAUUUUUAGCACUAUGUUCAAAUUUGAAGACGUUGACAUUAGAAGGAAAUCCGCUUUGUAUUAAGCCAUCGCCAGACUAUAAAAAGGAAGAGAAUGAUACUCGGUAUGAUUAUCGUGCGAUGGUCAAGCGAUGUAUUCCUCACCUGGAAGUGCUGGAUGAAGAUCCACUUAGCGUAAUUCCCUCCAGUUUUUCCAGUAAUUCAAUUAGUCUUAGCACUGAUUGGUUAAUUGUUAACGAAGCAAUAAAAGAUGGAGUAGGAUCAAACGAAAGUUUAGAAAUAGAAGAUCAACGGCCUGGCACAGCUAUGCGACCGGGAUCUGCUUCUUUUCGUCGUCCAGGAUCAGCAGGAAUUCGUCCCAGAACAUCAGCUGGUCGACCAAGCUCAUCAGGUGGACAAAGACCGGGAACUUCAGCUGGUGAAAGGCCAGAAUCUGGAGGUUCUGACAUUUCUGCUCCAAACGAUGUAAGUGAUUUAACACAUGGUGAGGUUAUUUGUGGAAAUCCAGCAAGAAAGCUAAGAGGAAGAAGGAAAAAAGAGGCAUGUGAAACAAUAUCUUUACUAGUUGAAUUUCAACAUAUUCCAAAACUGUUCUCCCAUUACCAACACCAACCAGAGAAGUCCUAUGACAUAGAGGAGGAUGAGGAGAUGACUUGUGAAGAGAUUCUCAAUGAAUUAAAAGCCUGGAAGGAGCAACAUGAAAGGAAAAUUGCAGAACGCAGAAAAGCAUCAGAACCACAAGUUUUAAAGAUAACUCAUGACGAUGACGAAGGAGAUGAAAAUGAUGAUGAGGAUUUGGCAGAUUAUGGUAUUGAAAUAUCUCCACCAUCAUCUGCCAUGCAUAAUACAUCUCCAACCCCACCAAGGUCAAUUUCACCAAAGGCGCCUAUAGCACCAAGGCCGAUACUACCUAGCAGACCUAAAACAUCAGUGGGCUUCCGUUCAAGAAAGUACCGCCAUAAAUCAGAGGAUAGCAUUCCAGUUGAGAAAAUGCGAUUGAUGCGGGCGUCACAGGAGGAUGAUGCAAACGUAGAUGAAGCGCUAGGCCAGAGUAUUGGAUCCAGUACUUACGGCUCCCCAUUACCUGUUGAGAGCGUGAAUAACAGGCCAUUUUCAGGCCCUGUUAUUGGAAGCCGAAAAUACAAAGCAUCACCACCGGUGGGUGUAUCACAACCUAAGAUUAUAGACAAUCAUCAGCCUGUAAUUCGUUCGUCCACUCACACACCACCAAAUUUAGCUCAACGUCUAGCAAGUCUCAACCGUCCAGCGACUGCUCGAGCAGCUCUCCAGAAACAAGUACUUCCAAGCAGAACACGCCCCUUCCCGUCCUGAAGAUAGUUUAGAAGGAAUCUCACCUUCCAUUGGACUUCCUACUAAAACCGGGCACUCAUUGCUCCCAACGGUCAUUGGCCAAAACGAGUCCGUGGAAAACGCAACAUAACAACGCGUUUUCAAUGGAUCGUUUUUAAUGAUGAUCUGUUCAGACUGCCACUAGGGAGCUUUCGAUUGCACGACGACGGUAGGACGUAGAACGCAAUGACGUCACUGAAAGUCAUCGGCGCAUGCGAGAACGUUAAGUUCUCCUUGUUGCGUGGAUCCUAGAACACAAUUUAGCCAAAUCUAUGUAUGCAGAGAACGUAGGACGCUCGCAGGGAGUGGAGUUGAAUUCACCGAACUACUCAGCGAGUGCUCGUCAUUAGUUAGGAUUUAAGUACAGUAUUGUAUUUUUAUUUUUUUGUAGGUAUUGGAGUGUUGAUUCCUCACCUUGACUUUGCAGUGUCUUUCAAGUCAUUUGACCAGUUUGAGCCAAAAUAACGGGGUUUUUUUUAAACUUGUUGAAAUUCUGGUCUCAGUAUUACUCUAACAAGAGUAUAAUUAUCCAUACUUACCAUCCGUCCACCGCUCCUCAUUUUGACUUAGCAGUGUCUUUCAAAUCACUUGACUAGUUUGAGCCAAAGUAACGUUUCUUAAAACCUGUUAAAAAUUAAUGUCUCAAUAUUAAGUGUAUAUAUCCAUCUUUACCAUCUGUCCACUGCUCUUCAUUUUGACUUUGCUGUGUCUUUCAAGUCAUUUGACCAAUUUGAGCCAAAAUAUCAUCUCUAAAGCCUUGUACACAUCAUCAAACUUUAUUUGACAAAAAACUGUCUUGUGCCCAUAUAUAGUCAUGAUGUGCCUAUCUAUGGUCAUAUGAUGUGAUGUCAUCAUGACCAUAUUUAGGCAUGUCACAUUUGAUAGUUUGGACAGAGCUUUAAAUCUUGCUUGAAGUUAAGGUCUCAGUAUCACUCUAAAAAGUGUAUAUAUCCGUCCUCGCCAUCCGUCCACUGCUCCGUCCAAUCUCAAAAAUGCAAAAUUAUACUCAUGGUCAAAUGUACUUUUAAUUGCCAAUAAAAUGUGCUUGCCUUUAACAUUCAUGGAUUAAGGCCAGGCAUUCACAAAAUCAGGAAGCAAAGCUAUGUUGAACAUCAUCUUUGAUACAUCAGUGGAUUGGAUGAACAAGUAGAUAAAGACAUUUGAUUGUAGAAUUAUUGAUAACAUGUGACUAUAAUGUCAAGGCCUGACCAUCAUAAUCCUUGUCCCAUUUGUUUGAGAAGAAGUAUGUCAAGGAGGCAGUUAAUCUACAGACUUCAAAAAACUAUUGCCUUAAAAAAACUUGUGGAUUGGUUUACAUUUUGAGUAAAGUGAAGUCCUCGUAUGAACUCCAAGGUGCAUCGUAUAAGUUGCAGAUAACCUAAGCGACCAUUCAGUUUGUAAGCUAACAGAUAUUUCAACUGGCGAAAGCUAUAUUUCAUUAAUUGUUUUUGAAGUUACAGUGCUACAAAUCUAUUCUGUCUCUUUAUGAUUUUUACUGGCAUGCUGAGGACGAUUUUAGUAACUUAUAACAAAUGCUCAGACAUACUGAUUUGAUUUGAUGCUGAGCCAAAUUGAGCUAACGCGUAAAUUCAACCCACCCUGCCAAAAUGCAUUUGUUAAUACAGACACAUUGAAUACCGCAAGGUGACAUUAAAUGUUGUCAAUAUGAAGUGAAAGAAUUUAACAAAACGAGAUCAUUUGGUUUAAAGAGAAAAUAGAUUAUUACUCAGUAGUGUUGUCUCCAGGCAACGAGUUGAUCAAAUUGAUUGUGUAGAUUUGUUGAUAAAAUAUUCCCUCUAUGACGUGAUUCUGAAUGUAACAUUAAUUUUUAAUAAGUGCCGUACUAUAUCUGCAUGUAUUUGUUGUAAAUUCAAAAUUCAACUUGUUUGGGGCUUACUUUUUUGCAUUUUUCAACAGUAAGCUGCAAAUUAGCGCAAGGCUAGGUCCAGGUCUUAUGUUCAGGCCAAGGUUAGCCGUUUAGAGCACCUUCUGACCAAAAAUUAUUAAACAUAUUCUGCAAGAUAAAUAGCAAAAACUUGUUGAGGUAAUCAUGACGAUGUAUAUAUAUAUUUCAUGUUCUAGUGAAAUUGAUUUGUAAAAUAGUAGAUCUGUGCCUGCAAAAUGCUAAUAUUAUUAUCCGAUGCAUUUCAUUUUUGUAUAGUCGUUUUGUUUCUUUUUUUUUACAAUGAAACAAAACUGAGUAUAACAACAUUUUUUCGUAAGAUUAAUGUGAUUUUUUUAAAAACAUUUUAAAGCAAAUUUAUUUUCCUGUUCAGGACCAAACAUUAAUACUGUACAACUUUGUCAGUAUUUACGGAUAACAUGUGCUUUCAUAUCUCAAUUUUGAUAUUUGUUUACCUAAUAUUUGAUAUGAUUUUUAGUGUUAAAAGUCAAUUUCCCUCCAAAUUUGGCAAAGUUAUUAUUUGUAGAAAAAAUGGCAUAAACAUACAUUACAUUUGUUUUUUUCUCUAUUAAUAAGAUAUAAUAUCUAAUUGUUUAAAAAAAAAAAAGUAAUUGACUAAAUUUAGAUAGCCCAAGCCAGGUUUUGUAGUGUGAUUGCUAAAUGUAAUCGAAGGUUUCCAUGACCGGUGAGGCUAAAAAUCUCUUGUAAAUUUACCUGUAAUUACAAUAAUCUCUAUUUUCUUUGUUUCUUUAUUUGUUAAUUUGUAUUAACUGAUGUGUUUUUAUUUGUAGUAAUGAAAUUAUUUAUAAUACAUUAUAUUAAACCAUCCAUGUAUCUUA
Molecule: messenger RNA, 5033 nt
Organism: Anneissia japonica
Lineage: Eukaryota; Metazoa; Echinodermata; Crinoidea; Comatulida; Comatulidae
Product: leucine-rich repeat-containing protein 56-like
Exons: 13
Coding region: 459-2273 (604 amino acids)
Molecular function (GO): protein binding
Source: RefSeq, a predicted model, not a curated record